AACAGCGCCGGCCGAAGAGAAAUGGUGAUAAACAAAAGAGCGAUUUAAACACACUCGCUCUCGCGUAGGCAAAGGAGCAGCCGGAAGGAGGACUACUCUUCCAGUGAUGCGGGCCACUGCCACUGCAUCAACGCCGUGUGAGGCAAAGUUAUGCGUUCCCAGUAGCGGGCGGAGAGCCUAUUGCUGCAACAGCAGGGCGAGAACUACUGCAGUGUCCUAGGAAGCGCUGCAGGAGGUGAGGAGCUGGCUUGUCUGUAGAGGGCCAGUUCUUUUUGGGACGGAGACAGCAGCGGUUUCCGCUGAGAGAAAGAAGGGAUUGCAAGACAAACAGCACUUUUUCCGAUUGCAGAGUACGCUCUGAGACUCAUAUUCAAAGAAAGGCAGCUUUUUUACUCCGCUAUUAUUAUUUUGAUGGCAUUCAAAGUCAGAGGGUAGUAAAAUCUUGGUAUUGAGGUUAAAUUACUACGUUGGCACUUUGCAGUUUUGGGUUGCAGUUUGGGCACUCGGUCUCUAAAAGGUUCACCACCACUGCCCUAGAGGGUUACCAAGGUCUCUGCUCCAUUAUGAUAAAGAAGACUGAGAAUGCAUCCCUCUUCCUUAGUGUUUACCACCUACCUACUUGCUAGGACCUGGGUCCAGAAUGAACAUAGCAGCAGUAUUUAACACCUUGCUAGUGUGUGUCCUUGCUGCUGUGCUGUGGAAGUAUAUCAAGCUGCAUGAUCAUGUCUUUGUGCUGGAAGAGGAGUUAGUCCUCAUGCGUCAGUCCCAGGAAAUCUCUCAGGUCAGCAUUGACUAUCAUGUCGCACUUCAAGCUCUGGUAGAAGAUGGCACCAAAAUGGUGUGUACUGGCAGGAUGCACACUGACCGUAUAUGCCGUUUUGAGUCUCUCUGUUAUUCUACCGAAGCUGAGGAAUUUGUCUUCUUCCAUAGCAGUUCUUCUGUUAUGCUUCCAAACUUGGGCUCCAGAAGAUUUCAGCCUGCCCUACUUGAUCUCUCCUCAGUGGAGGACCAUAAUACCCAGUAUUUCAAUUUUGUAGAACUACCGGCUGCAGCUCUGAAAUUUAUGCCAAAGCCUGUUUUUGUUCCUGAUGUAGCACUGAUUAUGAAUAGGUUUAAUCCAGAUAAUUUGAUGCAUGUUUUCCAUGAUGAUCUCCUUCCAAUUUUCUAUACAAUGCAGCAGUUUCCAGAUUUGGAUUUGGAGACCAGAUUGUUCUUCAUGGAAGGCUGGGGUGAAGGACUACACUUUGAGCUAUACAAAUUGCUUAGCAGCAAGCAACCACUCCUAAGAGAGCAGCUUAAAACACUUGGGCGGCUCCUGUGUUUCACCAAAUCAUACGUGGGUCUGUCUAAAAUCACAACCUGGUAUCAAUAUGGUUUUGUUCAGCCCCAGGGGCCGAAAGCCAACAUCUUGGUCUCUGGCAAUGAAAUCCGACAGUUCAAAACAUUCAUGAUGAAGAGGCUAAAUGUGAGCUUGGAAGGAAUACCUGGUGAGGAAUAUAUAAUAGUAUUCAGCCGAACCAUCAAUAGACUAAUCCUAAAUGAGGCAGAGCUAAUUUUGGCACUUGCCCAAGAAUUUCAGAUGAAAACCAUUACUGUUUCCAUAGAAGACCAUACAUUUUCAGAAAUAGUACGCUUGAUUAGCAAUGCAUCCAUGCUUGUCAGCAUGCAUGGAGCUCAACUUGUGAUGUCUCUCUUUCUGCCAAGAGGAGCCACUGUUGUGGAACUCUUCCCUUUUGCUAUAAAUCCUGAACAUUACACCCCUUACAAGACAUUAUCUACCCUUCCUGGCAUGGAUCUUCAAUAUAUUUCAUGGCAAAACACUGAAAAGGGGAAUACUGUGACUUAUCCAGACAGACCCUGGGAUCAAGGAGGAAUUGCCCACUUAGACAAAGCAGAACAAGAUCGCAUUAUUAAGAGCAAUGAGGUUUCCCGGCACCUGUGUUGCAGCAACCCGGAAUGGCUUUUCCGUAUCUAUCAGGACACCAAAAUUAAUAUUGCUUCCCUUAUCCAGAUCAUCAGGCAAACGGUGAAAACCAAACCAGGGCCUAAGAAGCAAAAGUGGACUAGUGGCCUCUAUCCAGGCAAAGUUAGAGAUGCUAAAUGCCAAGCCUCUAUCCAGGGUACCAGUGAAGCUAAGCUCUCUGUAUCUUGGCAGAUCCCUUGGAACCUGAAAUACUUGAAGGUCAGAGAAGUAAAAUACGAAGUUUGGAUUCAGGAGCAAGGAGAAAAUACAUACAUGCCUUACAUUUUGUCCCACCAAAACCAUACAUUUUCAGACAACAUUAAGCCGUUCACAAACUAUCUAGUAUGGAUCCGAUGCAUUUUCAACAAAAAUCUCCUUGGGCCCUUUGCAGAUAUGUUAGUUUGCAGCACAUAAUUGUUCUUUAGCUACUAGCUUCAAAGACGGCAAACCCAAUCUUGGUCUCCUGUUGUUUAAGAAGAUGGAUAAGAACUUGCAGACCAUGGUAGUGCCUACGUGCUACUUUAUUGCAUUCUGAAUGCCUUCUCUGUUCUGUGUAACAUUACAUCCAGUUAGUAGAUAAACUCUCUUAGUUAUUUAAAGAGGCAACAGGCAUGAGGCUACAAAAUUGGAGUGGAAUAAUUGUUUUGUCUUAUUGUUCUAGGAACUUUUCUGUCUCUCUUUUGUGUGGUAAAUCUUUUAAAUCUAGCUUUAUACUGGAAUUUAGUUAUGUUACUGAAUGUACAAUUUUAAAUUUAUUUUUGUUUGUUUCCUCAAAGGUCUGUAUUCCAGAGUAGAAAUUUGGUGCCAGAAUAUUUAUUAAAUUGUUGAAAACCUAUUCAAGCACCUUCUUAUUUGUCUUGGAUAUUUAUGCAUUAAAUAGAACUCUGUUCAAUCUGAAUAGGGGACCAAUGCUGAUAUGGUUGAAAAAGCCAACAAAAUAUGAUGUUUCAAAAUGACCUGAG
This is a messenger RNA of Thamnophis elegans (Western terrestrial garter snake), 2925 nucleotides long. RefSeq names its product protein O-linked mannose N-acetylglucosaminyltransferase 2 (beta 1,4-) (gene POMGNT2). NCBI's taxonomy places the organism in Eukaryota, Metazoa, Chordata, Lepidosauria, Squamata, Natricidae. Gene Ontology annotation, cellular component: endoplasmic reticulum. The record is from RefSeq and is a predicted model, not a curated record. The transcript is spliced from 3 exons. Gene Ontology annotation, molecular function: protein binding; protein O-acetylglucosaminyltransferase activity. Gene Ontology annotation, biological process: protein O-linked glycosylation via mannose. The coding region runs from base 641 to 2377 and encodes 578 amino acids.